Molecule: messenger RNA, 1545 nt
Organism: Rhinocladiella mackenziei CBS 650.93
Lineage: Eukaryota; Fungi; Ascomycota; Eurotiomycetes; Chaetothyriales; Herpotrichiellaceae
Exons: 2
Coding region: 1-1545 (514 amino acids)
Molecular function (GO): heme binding; metal ion binding
Source: RefSeq, a predicted model, not a curated record
AUGACUUACCUGACCGACUCACCACCUCUCCCACCCCUUUCAGUCCUCUUUCCCCACUUACAAUCCGAUGCCACGACUCUUCCCGGGUCCACGGACCCAUUCACCAUUACCACCGCCACCGGCUUCCUCCCAUGUCGCCCGCCGGUAUUGCGCCUGCCCGCACAAUUCGAUGCCCUCUCUUCCAUUCUCGAUGACAUGCCCAUCGUCAAAGCUGAUGGGUCGCCCGGCCUCCUGGCAUCUUUCAAACUUGGGGCCCUGAUCGACUCCGGUGCUCUGCCGGACCUGACCUCCCACAUCGACGACUUACGGGUACAGCUUAACAAGAUUGGUUCAGAGAAAGAUUACGACCUCGAGGCCAUCACGGCUCUAUUCCGGGACUACAGUUUCCUCGCCAGUGCAUAUUUGCUGGAACCAUGUUGGGCGACGUGGUCCAAGGACCAUGAUGCUGGUUAUGGUCUGGGGAGAGCUGUGUUACCCCGGUGUAUCGCCGCACCGUUGGUUAAGGCGGCCGAUAUCCUUGACAUCCCCCCCUUUAUGUCGUAUGCCGCGUCAUACGCACUGUACAACUACAGCCUUGCUCGUCCAAACCUCGGCGCGAGCGUGUAUGACAACUUGCGACUCGUCCGCGCAUUCGAACGAGGGCUUGACCCUACUAGUUCCGAGGCCGGCUUCAUUCUCACUCAUGUCCAUAUGGUACAAGAGUCCGGGCCAUUGAUCUCAGGGGCGGUGGAUCUUUUGUCGACCAUUGAAAACGUGCCUUCCGACACGGGUGCCGCGAUAUUGGCCUUCCAAACCAUGCUCUCCGCCAUGACUCGAAUCGAGACACACAUGGAGCAAAUGUGGACGCACUCGCUACCUAAAGACUACCUGUCCUACCGCACCUUCAUCUUUGGAAUUACAUCUCAGUCGAUGUUUCCAGACGGGGUCAUCUAUCAGGGGACUCGAUAUGGCGACUCCAAGCAUCUCUAUUUCCGUGGCGAGUCGGGCGCGAAUGACAGCAUCAUUCCCUUGCUAGAUCAUCUCCUAGAGAUCCCCAUGCCCAAGAAUCCGCUCACUGAGAUUCUAAAAGAUUUCAGAUCCUAUCGACCUAAGCCACACAGAGACUUUCUGGGAUGGGUCAUGAGCAAGAGCGCCGAAGUUGGUGUAAGGGCGUACUGCUCUGCUAGCCGUGAUAACGCGGAAAAUGGUGCCAAUGACGACAGCUUGCUUCUCCCGACCCAUUACCUCAAACUUCUUGAACGUGUCCGCAGUUUCCGCUGGCGCCACUGGCUGUUUGCCAGAGAAUACAUUAUCAAGCGCUCCCCACACCCCACAGCUACAGGCGGAAGUCCAAUCGUGACAUGGUUGCCCAAUCAGCUUUUCGCCGUCAUGGAUGUUAUGGAGGCCGUUUACGAAGAGAGUGGACUGAAAGCCGUCGUUGAGAGCGACCAGAGCGAAGUCUUAGCGGAAGCCAAAGUUGUCAAGGGGAUGAUGGAGAAUGUAGCCACACAAAAGGACAAGUUGGAUCGCGAAGUUAGAAGAUAUUGUGCCGAAAGAGAUGCCUGA